AUGGCCCCCUUACUCCUUCGUAAUGGCAACCGCAUCGCCUUCCAGCGCGCCGCACGCUUCCCACGCCAACUACCCGCCGUGGCCAUUCUGGUCCCACGCAAGGCCUUGUCCACCGACACCUCCACCGGCCACGGCAACGAGGGCAACCAGCCGCCACCAGGCUUCAACAUAGACCAGGCGCGGAAACCACUGCCGAAGGAGCAGCAGCAGCAGCAGCAGCAGGGCGAGAAGAAGGCACAGAUGGCAUCCUCUCAAACCCCAUCAAAGGCGGCGGCGGCGGAGAUGAAAGCGAACGACGUCAACAUCCCCAUCGCCAAGCCAAGCGAGCGCGCUCCCACCAAAGCAGAGGAGACGCGCAGCCUCAACGAACUCGCCGCGAGCAAGCAUGCCGCCGACGAGGCCGAGAACAAGAAGGAACUCGCGAAGAAGGAGGAGAAGAAGAAAAUGACCCUCUGGCAACGCGUCAUGCACGAAGUCCACCACUACUGGGACGGCACCAAACUCCUCGCCACCGAAGUCCGCAUCUCCACCAAACUCGCAUACAAAAUGGCCGCCGGCUACGAAUUGACCCGCCGCGAGCACCGCCAACUCCACCGCACCGUCCAAGAUCUCGGCCGUCUCGUCCCCUUCAGCGUCUUCGUCAUCGUGCCGUUCGCCGAGCUACUUUUACCGGUCGCCAUCCGCCUCUUCCCCAACCUCCUCCCCUCCACCUACGAAGACGCCAAGUCGAAAGAGAGCAAAGCCACCCGCCUCCGCACGAACCGCAAAGAAGUCUCCAACUUCCUUCGUCAGACUUUACGAGAAACCGGCCUGCCCGUCUCCGCCGCCACGCUAGAAAAGGAAGAAUUCACCGAGUUCUUCCGCAAACUCCGCGCGACGGGCGAGUCGCCGUCCAAGACCGACAUCAUCAAAGUCUGCAAACUCUUCAAGGACGACCUCACCCUCGACAACUUGUCCCGGCCGCAAUUGGUGGGGAUAUGCAGGUACAUGAACCUCAACACCUUCGGCACGGACGCCAUGCUGCGCUACCAGGUGCGCCACCGCAUGCGGCAGAUCAAGCGCGACGACCGCGCCAUUUCGUUCGAGGGGGUCGAGUCACUCUCCGUGCCUGAACUGCAAACCGCGUGCGCCGCGCGAGGGCUACGCACGCAGGGGAUGAGUCCGGGGCGGCUGCGGGAUGACCUACAACUCUGGCUCGAUCUGAGGCUGAAAUACGGCGUCCCGUCCACUCUUCUAGUCCUCAGCAACGCCUUCAUGUACGCGCAGGGCAAGGAGACGGAAUUCGACAGUCUGCUGGACGCUCUGCAGGCCGUGCUCAGCAGUAUUCCCGAGGAGCUGUUCCACGAGAUCGAGCUGGAAGUCCAUACCGCCGAGGGCGCGGCGACGAACAAACAGCGAUUGGAGGUGCUGAAGGAGCAGCAGGAGUUGAUCGCCGAGGAGAACGAACAAGCCGCCGAAGCGAAGGAGAGGGGUAAGGUGAGCGAUCGGGAUAAUAUCGAUGAGCAGGAUGAGGAUGUCAAGCAGGAGAAGGCUAUGAAGGCCGAGGAGCAGGCGGACGCGGGAGCAAAGGAGGUGGGAGAAGGGAAGGAAGCGGCGGCAGCGGUGGAGGGGAAGGAUGUGGAGAGCGAGAAGACGGCCGCAACGGGCGAGGACGAGGAUGCGAAGUUGCGGGUGGAGGAUGUGGAGAUGGAGCGGGAUGCCAAGGCGGCGGCGAAGAAGGCGGAGGGGGGGAAGGCUUGA
Messenger RNA from Baudoinia panamericana UAMH 10762, 1740 nucleotides. RefSeq lists its product as uncharacterized. Gene Ontology annotation, molecular function: ribosome binding. The record is from RefSeq and is a predicted model, not a curated record. Gene Ontology annotation, biological process: intracellular monoatomic cation homeostasis. Gene Ontology annotation, cellular component: mitochondrial inner membrane. Bases 1 to 1740 code for a protein of 579 amino acids. The transcript has a single exon. Lineage: Eukaryota; Fungi; Ascomycota; Dothideomycetes; Mycosphaerellales; Teratosphaeriaceae.